Messenger RNA from Podarcis lilfordi (Lilford's wall lizard), 4277 nucleotides. Lineage: Eukaryota; Metazoa; Chordata; Lepidosauria; Squamata; Lacertidae. The record is from the annotation of a GenBank genome assembly.
GCUGCGCAUGCGCAGCUGCUGCAUACUGUGUUGCUCGUCCAGUCCCGCCGCCGCGUGGUUUCUGCCACGGGCGCUGCAAGAGCUGGAAAGUUGCAGCGCAGAGUGGUAACGCCGGCGACCGUUGCAAGGACGAGUCUGGCCCUGCAGGCUUCCCCGGGGAUAUAAACUGCGUCCUGCACUUCAGCGGCGCCUAUGGUCGCUUUUCUUCUCAAGGAGCUGCUCCGUAUGAAACUUGACUCGGCUGCGCUUCCAGUUCAGCGAGGUUCGUGCAAGUCCAGUGCUUUUGUGUUUUUUCUCGGAAGGAAGCCCUGCUUGUGCUCGGUGGGACUUCCCCCCGAGGAAGCUCUUGCAACUUUGCGCCCAAUCCGCCGGCGUCCCUCUUCGCAGAAAUGUCAAAGCAGGCACCAUAGAGAUAGGUGCCUCGUGAUGAAAAUGACGGGAAUGUUACCAUAGCAAUGUAAUUGGGGGACGCGCAGGGGAAUUUCUUAUUUCUCUUUUCCUGCUUCCUCAAAAAGUCUCUGGAGGCGUUUGCAGAAUAACAGAUUUGGACAACUUCUUAAUUUGGACCGUGAAGACACUUGGUUGCUUUUCGUGGCUCUUCAAAUGUUAUCUUUGCAACUGUAGGAAAAGCUAGCUCAUUAUUGGUAUUAAAACAUGCAGCUUCUUGCAUUGCAGCAGUGAUGAGGAAGACUCUGGCCCUGCAGGUGUUGCCGGGUGCAGCCCCAUCAGCCCCAGACUGAUGGGUCAGGAACGAUGGUCAGGGAUAAUGGAAGGGCCAUUACGCCUUUUCUGUACAGAUGUGUACCCUUAAGUGGGGCAGGGGAAGCUGUACAGCUGUUGUGUGAGCAUUGCAAAUGUAUAUUUUUGUGCCUGUGCAUACAUUUUGAAGGUGAUGAAGCAGGUCUUAAACAUCAUUUGAGGCAGUUGUGGGAAGCGCAUUCUUCUAGAAACUCCUCAUUUAUUUGCCAGUUAACUGAAUCAGCUAGAAUCAUUCAGCCCCAUGUUUAGCCAAACAGGCUGUGUUCAAUGCAUUCGGCUCUCACAGUAGCUAAAAUAUGUGGGGAAUCUCUUUUGGCUAGAUAUAAAAUGUGCAUCUGUUUAUGUGAAAUGAGUUGCUUUUAUUUUCUCUCUCUGCCUGCAGAUUUGAAAGAGAAGCUUCAUCUGUGAGUCUCGAAAUGGAUGGGCUUCUCAGAAGAGGGAAAACGAUUCUUCCUGCUUUGAAAAAUUGGUUUGGUUGGUGCCAAAAGCAGCAACAGUGUUGCAGGUUUUAUUGUGAUCUUCAUGCAAGACAAAAGUGUGUAUCCCAGCACUUCCAGUCGAUGAAUCUGCGGGAGGAUAGCAUAGCAUCACAGCAAACCAGCAAACCAGGUGAACUGACAUGUAAAAGUCAGAGAUUGAUGUUACUAGCAGGACUUAUCUACCCAGCCAGUCCCGGCUGCUUCCACUAUAUGCCCUACACUGUCCGAGCACUGGAGAAGCUCAUCAGAGUGAUAGACCGAGAAAUGCAGGCUAUAGGGGGUCAGAAAGUGAACAUGCCCGCAUUGAGCUCAGCAGAGCUCUGGAGAGCCAGUGGAAGGUGGGAACUCAUGGGCAGUGAACUAUUACGACUGGCAGACAGGCACAAUCAAGAAUACUGCCUAGGACCUACUCAUGAAGAGGCCAUCACAGACCUAAUUGCUUCCCAAGGCCAUUUGUCUUACAAGCAGCUUCCCCUCUUGCUGUACCAGGUAACAAGAAAGUUUCGAGAUGAGCCAAAACCACGCUUUGGGUUGCUGCGUGGCAGAGAAUUUUAUAUGAAGGAUAUGUACACCUUUGAUACCUCCAAGGAAGCUGCCCUCCAGACCUAUGCCCUUGUGUGCAACGCUUAUGGCAACAUAUUCAACAACUUAGGCCUUCGGUUUGUGAAAGUCCAAGCAGCUACUGGAAGCAUCGGGGGGACGAUGUCUCAUGAAUUCCAGCUGCCCGCUGACGUUGGUGAGGACCGAUUGAUGAUGUGCACAGGCUGCGACUUUGCAGCCAAUGAGGAAACGAUAAACCCAGAUGAGAAGCAUUGCCCAGUUUGCAAAGGGAAACUAGCUGAGUACAAAGGGAUUGAAGUUGGCCAUACCUUCUUCUUGGGCACAAAAUACUCCUCUGUUUUUAAUGCUACCGUCCGCACUGCAGAAAAUAAGCAUAUUCCGGCUGAAAUGGGCUGCUAUGGGCUGGGUGUGACUCGGAUUCUUGCAGCCUCCAUUGAGGUGCUUUCUACUGAGGACGCCAUUCGGUGGCCAAGCCUCAUUGCACCAUAUCAAGUCUGCCUUAUUCCCCCAAAGAGAGGGAGCAAGGAGGAGAAAGGGGCAAUGCUCCUGGAGGAUUUAUAUGACUGUAUUGUUGAAGCAGCCCCUUGGCUUAAGGAGGAGAUAGUACUGGAUGACCGGACACAAUUCACCAUUGGUAAAAGAUUAAAGGAUGCAAGUAAACUUGGGUACCCCUAUGUUAUAAUAGGUGGCAAGAAGGUUUUGGAUGAGCCUUCUCUAUUUGAAGUAUGCAAUCAAAAUACUAAUGAGACUUUGUUCCUUACCAAAGAAGCCAUUGUUAACUUGCUGAGUAAAGUGCAGACUCGCUAAAUACUGGAUGUGUAGCUUUUGAAUACCGAAAUGUCAGUGUUUCCCCUCUGCCAUCUUAAGCAUAUGGCUAUGGGAGUCUAUGGGAAUUAUUUUUAUUUGUAUCUUCCAGCCCAAGGAUUACUGUGAAGGCAGAUAUGGUGCUGCCUAUAUGCCAAAGCCUCAUGUGCAAACUUGGUUGCCCUUUGAUUUCAACAGCAGACAGUUCCAUCUGUACAUUUGGGAUCUUCUGCAAAGGUGAGGAUCCUGUAGCCCUCCAGAUGAUGUUGGCUGCACCUUCCAUAAUCUCCAGCCAACAUGACCCAAUGGCCAGGAGUGAUGGGAAUUGUAGGCUAACAAUAUCUGGAGGGCCACAGUUUUCCCACUGCUUAUUUUGCAUAACCAUAGGCCGGCCUUUCGUUAUGCAAAAUAAUAAUAGUGUCCUGCUUGACAAUUAUUUGGGGGACAGCAGCCUGAAGCUAGAUGUGAUUAAGCCUUAAGGUAAAAAGAAAGUUUGCAGUAAUGUGUUUGCCAGUGCAGCUGUGGUCAUGGAAGCAAAAGGUGAAUCCCCACCUCUAGUUUUUCUUAGGUGCGCUGUGCCUCUGUGUGAGGGAUUCUCAUGGUCUGAGCACUUAACUGGAUUUGUCCCAUCUAAUCAUCAGCUACAUGAAUUCAAAGACUGAGUUGCUGCUUACAUACUAGUGGGUCUUGAUUAUACUAGCCAAAUACUUCCUGGAAGGAUUCGAGAUGGACUUUGCUAAAAAAAUAUAUAUACCAAGUUGAUCUUUGUAAACUUUUUUUUUUUAAAGAAAAGAAAAAUCAUGCCUUCUUGAGUAGAGUAUUCCCCCCCCCCCCCCCAAUCUGCAUGUUAAUUAAAAGUAAAUUUUCCUCUUCUGAUUGUAAGGUUCAGUUUCUAAGUAUGGAAAACAAAUUCCAAACAACAAAAUUGAUGGAACCUGGUUAAUGCUGAGCUUCUGAGUUAGCCAAUUAAAUUGGCUAUUAUUCUGAAAUCCUGACACCUGAUUGCCAAAUAGGCUGCUGCUGUUCUUCCUCUCUUUAAGAUCAUGUACUGUAAUCUGAAUUUUCAGUAUUCAUAAACAUUUCACUUAAUUAAAAGAUAUACAGCUAAGUUUGAAUAUUGUUUUGCUUUAAAUAUGACGUACCCACACUCCUGUAACUUUUUCCCAUUGAUAAAGCAGUUGUGAGCAUUGAGCAUGGCUAAGAGAGUAAGGCUGCAAUCUUAGCCCCACCUAACUGGAAAUAAGCUCCAUUGAAUUAAAUAGGAUUUGCUACUGAGUAGCUAUGUUUAGGAUUGCACUGUAAGCUAGGAAUGGAAAGCCUGUGACCCUCUAGAACAGCCUUUCUCAACCUGUGGAUCCCCAGAUGUUGUUGAACUACAACUCCCAUCACCCCUAGCUAGCAAGAACAGAGCUCAGGGAUGAUGGGAGUUGUAGUCCAACAACAUUUGGGGACCCACAGGUUGAGAACCGCUGCUCUAGAAGGUGUUGGCUUACACCUCCCAUCUUCCCUCACCCUUUGCCAUGUUCAGGGCCAAUCGGAGAAAGGUAAUUUAGUUCAGAACUGCAAAUUUAAGCAAAUAAGAGAUGAGAUUUGAUAAAAGACAUUACCGGUACUUUUUUGUUAAGUGAUGCAGAUUUUGCCACAUGCUAAAUGUGAAUAAAUGCAUUUGCACAG